This is a messenger RNA of Amblyraja radiata (thorny skate), 360 nucleotides long. RefSeq names its product interleukin-17F-like. Gene Ontology annotation, cellular component: extracellular region. The coding region runs from base 1 to 360 and encodes 119 amino acids. The record is from RefSeq and is a predicted model, not a curated record. Gene Ontology annotation, molecular function: cytokine activity. Gene Ontology annotation, biological process: inflammatory response. NCBI's taxonomy places the organism in Eukaryota, Metazoa, Chordata, Chondrichthyes, Rajiformes, Rajidae. The transcript has 2 exons.
AUGCGCUUAAAGAGAACCACAAAGUUUGAAUAUGUAACGCUGUCUGCCAAUUUCCCCAAGUACAAUGGCCACAUCCACGAGGCUUCCUUCAGGGACCGCUCUCUGUCCCCCUGGAUCUACAAGAAGGACUUUGAUGCCAACCGCUAUCCUUCUUCCAUCGACAAGGCAGAGUGUGUGAGCAAGCAAUGCUUCAACAUUCGUGGCUUCAAGGAUCCAGAUCUGAACACCCGUCUGGUCAAGCAGGAGAUGCUCGUCCUCAGGAAGAAGAAGUCACGUGACGACAAGAUCAUUUACCACGUGGAGAAACUCUUGGUCCCUGUUGCUUGUGUCUGUGUCCGUCCGGAGGUCGUGCAUGCCUGA